Musca domestica (house fly) is the source of this 3483-nucleotide messenger RNA. It is a transcript of the gene Not3, whose product is annotated as CCR4-NOT transcription complex subunit 3. Gene Ontology annotation, cellular component: CCR4-NOT core complex; P-body; nucleus. The record is from RefSeq and is a predicted model, not a curated record. The transcript has 14 exons. NCBI's taxonomy places the organism in Eukaryota, Metazoa, Arthropoda, Insecta, Diptera, Muscidae. Gene Ontology annotation, biological process: nuclear-transcribed mRNA poly(A) tail shortening; regulation of DNA-templated transcription. The coding region runs from base 392 to 3148 and encodes 918 amino acids.
UAAAUUCAGUAUGGCUUGCUCGGAUAUCUGCUAUACAAGUACAAGUGAAAAAAUCGAAACAUUGAUUAGCAAAAAGAACAACUAAUACAAUAAUUUGUUACAACUAUUUUAUAAAAAUUGUGUUAACGAAUUAAACAGAGACAAGGAAGAUAAAAAGUUUUCGUGGGCAAUUAUUAAAAAUAAUUCCGAAGAUAACACAUUUUUGGGUAAAUGAAAAGCAAGAGUAAAGAGAUUCAAUUUACUGACCUGUAAUUGCUAUAGAGGUACACCAACGUAUGCUGUAUGCGUUAGUUUGCGCGUAAUCGGGAAAGAGACGUUUCGCAUUGCUGUGGUCCCUACUGGAUAUGUCUAAGCAUUUGCAUCAAGAAGAUAAACAAUUGUUUACAUAGCCAUGGCUGCGACGAGAAAGCUGCAAGGAGAAAUUGACCGAUGUUUGAAAAAGGUCGCUGAAGGCGUUGAAACCUUUGAAGAUAUUUGGAAAAAAGUACAUAAUGCCACAAAUAGCAAUCAGAAGGAAAAAUAUGAGGCAGAUCUCAAAAAGGAAAUUAAAAAACUACAAAGGUUACGCGAUCAAAUAAAAUCAUGGAUUGCUUCGGCCGAAAUAAAGGAUAAAAGUUCAUUACUGGAAAAUAGAAGACUUAUUGAAACUCAAAUGGAACGUUUCAAAGUUGUCGAACGCGAAACAAAAACAAAAGCCUACUCGAAAGAGGGUUUGGGUGCUGCACAAAAAAUGGAUCCUGCUCAGCGUAUUAAGGACGAGGCCGGAAAUUGGUUGACAAGUUCUAUAAACUCAUUGCUAUUACAAAUCGAUCAGUAUGAAAGCGAAAUAGAAUCACUGUUAGCAGGCAAGAAAAAACGUCUGGAUCGAGAUAAACAAGAUCGAAUGGAUGAAUUGAGAUCCAAAGUAGAUCGUCAUAAAUUCCAUGUAACAAAAUUGGAAACAUUAUUACGACUCUUGGAUAAUGAUAAUGUGGAAGCGGAACAGGUCAAUAAGAUUAAAGAUGAUGUUGAGUAUUACAUUGAUUCGUCACAGGAACCCGACUUUGAGGAGAAUGAAUUCAUUUAUGACGAUAUUAUUGGAAUAGACGACGUUGAAUAUUCAGGUACAGGUGUCUCACUUGGUAUUCCAUCAUCAGCAACAACAGACAGUAAUAAUAGUAAUGAAACCAGCGGCUCACCAAGCAGUAUAACAUCCGGGGGCAGUCCCGUACAGUCGCCAUUGCCCACACAGCAGCAGCGCGAUCAACAGCAACAACAGGCCUCGAACACCAGCGGUAGUGGUGGCGGAUCGGCACAUCAACAAAUCAGUUUGAAUUAUUCAAGUGAUUCAACGGCAGCCGAUGGCACGGCGAAGGAUAAGCAUAAUAAAAAUGAGAGCAACAACAACAGCAAAACAAAGCAACCUGUUAAACCUACAGCUGUCCGGGCUAAUAAUAAAGCAAAUAUUGGGGCAUCAGAUGCUGCCACGAAUAAAAUCAUUAGUUCUACACCUAGUAAAAAUCCUCAUCAGCAGCAGCAACAACAACAACAUCACCCCACACAACAGCAACAACAACCGACGGCGGCAGCAGUGGUUGCCGCUUCUGUUGUUGGCAAUCACUCAACAUCAAAUGUAAAUACUGGCAGUGGAGCGACAACGUUAGCCGCAGCCGUAGCAGCAGCUGGCCACAAUCCAUCGGUACAACAUGCACCAGCGCCCACGUUACAAGGAAAUCCAACAUUAGCUUCUGUUGCGGCAGCAUCAACAAAUUCCAGCAAUGCAACGCAAAUCCAAGGCCAAUCUGUGAUUCAAGCAACACCGACAAUUGCAUUUUCCGCAGUUGCUAAACAUAAUACAUCACAUCUUGAAAAUGGUCCCUUGCUUAGUGGUGCAACAUAUGCAAUAGUUGGUAGUGCAGGACAACAACAGCAACAACAAUUAACAAAUCUCCAGGCAAAUUCCUCUCAUUUACAAAAUGCAGCCCAUAACACUUCCAAUAAUUCGGCAGUCGGUAGCAUUGCGAAUGUAGUGCAACAAGGACCAAAUUCAACAAAUGUUAAUAAUUUGGCAACAUCUGCCGCUAAUUGCAUUUCACCCAAUGGUAUGUCCGGUUUGCAGCAAGUUCUCAACGCACAGCAGCAAGUAUUGGGUUUGGCGGGAGCAAACAACAACGCAAGGGCUUCACCGGGACUGCUGUCACCGAAACACAUGAAUGGCUUACCUGUAUCAAAUGUUACAACUAAUUCGAAUCCUGUUGAUGCUAUUUCGUUGAAAACAAUGGCACAAGAAGCCAUUAAUCGAUCUGUGAUCGAUACAAAUAGCCUUUCCCAACAGCAAGCGGCUAAUAUGGAUAACAGACAACAGCAGCCUCAGCAGCCACAAGUUCUACAACAGCAUUUCUCUACAGAUACAACUGCCAAUUCACAUCAACAGCAGCAGCAACAACAAGGAAAUUCUGCGACAGUUCUUGCCGCAGCAGUGGCAGCAUCAACAAAUGGUCCCUCAUCAGUUGUUGGCAGUAACAGUGCGGGUGCUGGUAGUGGCGGCAACACAGUAGGACCAAUUGGUAGUAAUCUUAAUGCAUCGGCUUUAUCAAAUGCUGCCGGUCAGCAGCCCAUAGGCGCAGGUGCAUCAUCUGCAAAUAGUAAACAAUUAUCCCAACAACCUACAAAUGAAGCACACAUACCACCACUGCUUGGUGUAGCACCAUUGGGUCCCUCACCGCUGCAAAAGGAUCAUCAAUUACAAUUCCAAAUGAUGGAAGCAGCCUAUUAUCAUUUGCCAACGCCUAGCGACUCAGAAAAACUUACCACGUAUUUCCAUCGUACACCUGUGCAAACACCACCGCACUAUCCACAGCAACAACUUCCAAUUUAUGAUACUGUUGAAUUUUAUCAACGACUCUCGACAGAAACUCUAUUCUUUGUUUUCUACUACAUGGAAGGAUCAAAGGCUCAAUAUCUGGCAGCUAAAGCCUUGAAAAAGCAAAGCUGGCGUUUCCAUACAAAAUACAUGAUGUGGUUCCAACGACAUGAAGAACCCAAAAUUAUAAACGAUGAUUACGAACAAGGUACGUACAUCUAUUUCGACUAUGAAAAAUGGAGUCAACGAAAGAAGGAGGGAUUCACUUUUGAAUACAAGUACUUAGAAGAUAAAGAGUUAAAUUGAUUGUCUUGUAAAUGUUGAAGAAUUACACAUACAGUCAACCUAAAAAAAGAAGAUGAAGAUUAACAUCAACGUCAAUAACGAUUUCAAUGGAUCUUCAAAACCAUACCAACAGCAUCCAGCAAAAAGCAAACUCUGUUGCUUAUGAAAAAAAGUAAUUCAACAAAACCAACCAACUAAAACUCCCCAUGUAAAAAGAAACUGCUUAUACUUUAUUUGCAUUGUUUUUUUCUUUCUAUUGUUUAUUUCCUUUCUUUUUUUCUUAUUUGCUUUGAUUGUAACUGAGACUUUAAAUAUGAAAAGAUUAAAAACACACUUAAAAGAUAUUAUCAAAAAAA